Molecule: messenger RNA, 2505 nt
Organism: Lithohypha guttulata
Lineage: Eukaryota; Fungi; Ascomycota; Eurotiomycetes; Chaetothyriales; Trichomeriaceae
Gene: msp1
Product: mitochondrial dynamin GTPase Msp1
Exons: 2
Coding region: 1-2505 (834 amino acids)
Cellular component (GO): cytoplasm; membrane; microtubule
Molecular function (GO): GTPase activity; GTP binding; microtubule binding
Source: RefSeq, a predicted model, not a curated record
AUGAUUGCUGGACUAGCAUAUCUGCAAUACCAGGCACAGCAAGCAGGGAACUACGCGAUUGAUGCGUUUAACAAGGCAAAGGAUUCAGGCGCCAGUUAUGCUACGAGUUUGUUUGAGGGAGGUAAGGGUAUUUUCGAUCAGAUUGGAACCGGCUGGGAGAAAACGAAAGAGCAAGUAGAGGAGAAGGAAUGGUGGAGACGCAUCUUCCUUGAAAGACCCGAAGAGAGUACAGGUGGCAACGGAGGUAAUGGCGGUCAACAACCUGGUGGUGAUGGAAAGACAGCUGCUGCGGCUGCGGUCGCUACUGGCACUGCUUUUGGCGUGGACGAGAAGGAUGACACCCGCACGAAUAACGAGACUGUACGAGACGAGCAGAUGAUGCUGUUGACAAGAAAAAUGAUCGAGAUCAGGAACAUGCUGCAAGGCGUUGGUCAAUCCGAAGCCCUUAGCUUACCGUCUAUCGUGGUCAUUGGGUCUCAAUCGUCUGGCAAGAGUUCAGUACUGGAGGCGAUCGUCGGACACGAAUUUCUGCCAAAGGGCUCGAACAUGGUAACCAGAAGGCCAAUAGAGCUGACUCUUGUUAAUACACCGGAUGCGAAGGCUGAGUAUGGGGAGUUUCCAGCUCUGGGUCUGGGCAAAAUUACAGACUUCAGCCAGAUCCAGAGAACUCUGACUGAUCUCAACUUGGCAGUACCUGUCGAACAAUGUGUCACAGAUGAACCGAUACAGCUUACGAUACAUUCACCAAACGUGCCAGAUCUCUCCCUCAUCGAUCUUCCUGGCUACAUACAGGUUGUGGGACGAGACCAACCAGUUGAGCUAAAGCAGAAGAUUUCAGACCUCUGCGACAAGUAUAUCCAGGCACCUAACGUUAUUCUCGCCAUCUCCGCAGCCGAUGUUGAUUUGGCAAAUUCCACUGCUCUCAGGGCCAGCCGCAGAAUUGAUCCUAGAGGUGAAAGGACGAUUGGUGUGAUCACGAAAAUGGACUUGGUCGAUCCUCAGCGAGGCGCUGAAAUGCUUUCAGACAAAAAAUAUCCUUUACGACUUGGCUAUGUUGGGGUUGUAUGCAAAAUUCCACAACAGAGCAACAGUCUAUUCGCACGACAUAGCGGAAACCUUACCAAUAUUAUAACAAGGAACGAGAGUGCCUUCUUCCAAGCACAUCCUAUCGAAUUUGGCCCACAAUCUGAACUAUCAGUCGGCACAUCAACUUUAAGGAAGAAACUUAUGCAUGUUCUUGAACAAACAAUGGCAUCCAGCCUCGGGAGUACAAGAGAUGCCAUCGUGCAAGAGCUGGAAGAAGCCACAUACGAGUUCAAGGUUCAGUACAACGACCGACCACUAAGCGCUGAGUCAUAUUUAGCAGAAAGCCUCGAUGCCUUCAAGCACUCUUUCAAACAAUUCAGUGACUCAUUUGGCCGACCUGAAGUACGACAACUACUCAAGGCAGAGCUAGAGCAGAAAGUGUUAGAUCUGUUGGCAAAGAGGUAUUGGAAUAAGCCUGCCGAGGAUUUGGCCAAGGCGCCAUUUGACGCGGAGCCUAUCAGCGAUCUUUCAAAGCCAGACCCACCAUCGUUGUUCUGGCAGAGGAAGCUCGAUGCAUCAACAUCCGAACUUACAAAGCUAGGUAUAGGACGACUAGCAACGUCGGUAGUUGAGGACGAGUUGAAGAAUAGAGUACAGUCGUUAGUGGAUGGUUCGACAUUCGCAGCACACCCAUUCGCACGACGAGCAAUCGCAGAUGCUGCAGAAAGUAUAUUACACGACCGAUUCUACAGCACAAGCGACCAGGUUGAGAAUUGUAUCAAGCCGUUUAAAUUCGAGAUUGAGAUCGAAGAACCUGAGUGGACUAAGGGUCGCGAAGGUGCUGGACGAGCAUUGAAGAGCGAAUUGAAGGCUUGCGAAGCAGCACAAAAACAGCUUGAACAAGCAGUCGGACGACGAAAGCUAAACGAUGUCAUCGGUUUCGUCGAUCGAGUCCGAAAAGGAGAUGUACACCUGGAAGGAGACAGCUCGGCUGGCGCGGGUGGAUUUUCGUCCGCACUAUUGCAGACUGGCCGACAAGCUAUUUUCCUUCGCGACAGAGCCGACAUUCUCAAGAUGCGUCUAGCAGCCGUGAAAUCACGACAAUGCUCGACGCUAAAGAACAAAUACCACUGCCCCGAAGUCUUCCUCGACGUGGUAGCCGACAAACUCACAUCCACAGCCGUUCUCUUCCUCAACGUCGAGCUGCUGUCCGAGUUCUACUACAACUUUCCUCGCGAAUUAGAUGCCCGACUCGGUCGUCACCUAAGCGACAGUGACAUCGAGCGCUUCGCCCGAGAGGACCCUAAGAUCAAAAGACACCUGGAUCUCAUCCAGAAGAAGGAAAUGCUCGAGCUGGUUCUUGAGAAGAUUGAGAGUUUGAGGCAGCUGGAGGGAAAAUCGAAAGCGGCCACGUCGGUUGGAGGGCGGGAGAGUGCUAUUCCUAGGGAGAGGGAGAGAAGUCGUUGGUCUUUGUUUUGA